GAGGUGGAGCUGGCUUGGGCGCUCCGCGGCUGCCGGGCACCGGGCGCGGACGGCAGUGGGAGCCCAGCGCCGGCGGAGAGCCCGGUCUGUCCCCCUCGGGGGUGCCCGGUUUGUUCCCGGAGCCCGGUCUGUCCUCCCCCCGGGGGAGCUCGGUCUGUCCCCUGAGCUCGGUCUGUCCCCCCGGGGGAGCUCGGUCUGUCCCCCCCCCCCCCCCGCCGCCGGAGCCCGCUGCAGCCACCGGCAGGUUGACCAGCCUGGAUCCCAGCGUCAGGGACCCCAAGCAAGGAUCCUGACUGAUGAGUGCUUAGCACGACCUGAUUUCUUGAGGAGAACAAGUAAUUCUCUGAAGGCCUGCCCCCUCAAAGCAGCACGCAGGACAAGCUUGGCUAGAGAGAGAUACAUGGGACACACAGACAAUUAAAGACUAGAAUAGACGUUGUUCUUCAAGUCCCAAGAUUUGUGAAGGAAGAAUUGGAUCAAGGAGCCUGAAGACCAUGGAAGGAGACUGUCUGAGCUGCAUGAAGUACCUGAUGUUUCUUUUCAACUUUUUUAUAUUUCUGGGAGGAGCGUGCCUGCUGGGAGUUGGGAUCUGGGUCAUUGUGGAUCCCACAGGUUUCCGAGAGAUAGUGGCUGCCAACCCUCUGCUCUUCACGGGAGCGUACAUCAUGCUGGCUAUGGGCGCGAUGCUCUUUCUGCUGGGUUUCCUCGGCUGCUGCGGUGCCAUCCGUGAGAACAAAUGCCUCCUGCUUUUUGUAAGUUUCUUCAUGUUUAUUUUGUUAAUCUUCCUGGCGGAGCUUUCAGCUGCAAUCCUGGCUUUUAUCUUCAGAGAAAAUCUGACCAGAGAGUUUUUCACCCAGGAGCUGAAGAAGCAUUACCUGCGGAACAAUGACACGGACGUCUUCUCUUCCACCUGGAACUCUGUUAUGAUCACAUUUGCCUGCUGUGGGGUGAACGGACCAGAAGAUUUUGAAGCUGUCCCCCACCUUCCAUACUCCUCGUUGGAAAGUACGACACCGGAGGCUUGUUGCCAGCGAGAGCUCCAGAGCCGGGAAGGGAUGUUUGUCAACAAGGAAGCCUGCCUCACAGGCAUCGAGAGGUUUCAAAACCGACAGGGCUGCUACACGGUGAUCCUGAACUCCUUUGAGACCUACGUGUACCUCGCAGGAGCCCUGGCCAUUGGAGUGUUGGCUAUUGAGCUCUUCGCCAUGAUCUUUGCUAUGUGUCUCUUUCGAGGGAUCCAGUAAGAGGUGGCCCAUGAACCACCCGUUGUUCCCCACAUGUUUUCAGAAGAAGGAAGAAAAAUCAGAAGAAACAAAACCUGAGAACACCUGAAAAACUUUAUUUUUUUUAACAAAAUGGGGUAGGGGGAUAAAAAAGAGAAAAAAGGAAAAAAAAAAAAAAAAAAAAAAAGAGGGUUGUAAUAUAUGUAUGACCAAAAGGAUUGUACUUCAGGGGCUGGAACUUUGAGGUGAUGUGCACUACACUGUACGCCGGACCCUUGCCCAGAGCCACCCGCAGCAGCCAUGGAGCUGGAGCCCAGCGCAGCCGAUUGCACUGGAGGCUGGUGGAGCCGGCGGGGGGGAGUGCGGGGACGAGCACAGAUUGCCUCUCCCGCGGGGCCGGCCCUACCCUGCGUGCCUUUAGCACGCUUCAGGCAGCCGAGGACUGAGGAACAGACGUGCAGGGGCUGGGUAAGGCAACAGGGUGGCCGACGUCCGGGACUCUCCGGGUGGGCUUUGAAACAAGCUUAGGCUGGCUUGCCUAAGAAGUAGGUAGUCAUCAUUUGCGCGGUUCUGGCUUUAAUUCCCAGCCACAGAGUGAAAACGCACACUCUUCAGUGGAAGCUUUGUCCCCGUCACCUGAAAUGUCUCAGAGAAGUCAAGCGCUUCGGUGAGGCCGGCUUCUCUCCGGAGCCACAAGCUCACUUAGCAAUGGGACUCAGCUAAGGCUGGCUGGUGAUCAAGAGUUUGGUGCCUACCUUUCUGUUUUUACCGAGAUUUACUGUUCCUCAUUGUGAAAGAGUCCAAAUGGUUCCCUGCUAUGUUCCCAUCUCCUGGGAAAAAUAAUGGCUCUGGUCAAGAAUCAUCGAUACUGCUGCCUUCCCGAGAAGGGGAGGAAAUAGCGUUUAAAUCUCGUUGGCCUUUGCCAUUCCCUUCAUACUUGCAAAAAACGGUUUGUGGUGCUCUGUUAGCAUAAAUAUUUGCAGUGGUUCCUAUGUGCUUUCCAGCCCUACGGGAAGCUCCGGGCAUGUUGCUGGAGGGAGAAGGCUGAGGCUUGUCAGGCACUCCCAUGCUGUUUGCCUGCAAUGGGCUCGUGGUGUCAGCUCUGCUCUGAGGAUUUCCCCCGAGAUCCGCUCACGGGUUCAUGACAAAAGCACCAAGUCAGAAUUGGUUUAGUCUGCCUGUUAGUUGAGAGCGCUCCCUCCCCUGAGAUAGUUUUGACAUUUAACUAAUGUGCCAUCUACUUAAUCAUUUGGGACUGAACUUGAGAAAGAUGCCUGGGACUGGACCUUGGUUAGAGGUUAAGAUGGAACUGCUGAGGCCCCAGGCAGGCUCUGAGAGCACCCAGUGUGCAGCCAAACCGCUCCAGCCGCUGCUCCAGUGGCUGUGGUUAUCAAACCGGACAGGUCAUUGGUUUCUCUCCUCUGGAAGCAUCAACCCCUGUUACCCUAAUUGUUUAUUUGGUCACUCCCUGACCCCAAGCUCAUUUUGCUUGGGGAAGGACAGAAGGGGCUGCGGUUUCUUGUUUAGCUUAGGUCUUUUUACAGAUUUUAUAGGCUCAGAUUAUGGAGUAGUUUUAUAUGGGCUUACACCAGCCCCUCUGAAAGCCAUAAACACCGGCAAGGAAGGAGAGGGGAGCAGAAGGCAGCAGCGAGGAGCCGAGCAGUAACCUCGUGCCCUGGCGUUGCAGCAGCAGGUACAGCAUCUGGCUGUCCCUACACCGGUGGGGCUGUGUCCCUUGGGCUCUCCCAGUCACACUGCACAGGCUCCAGGGGAGGGAGGGAGGGAGGGAGGAAAGCGGCAGAAAGCCUGGUCCAUCAUAAACAAAGAUCCUGGCUAAAUAGCCAGGCUGGGGGAACCGGGAUGCUGAGGAACAGGAAAGAGGCAUUAGAGCUUUUCCAAGCUUCAUUUGGGAAUAACCAUUUGCUCAUCAGUGGGAGAGGGCCCGGGCAGGUAGAGCUGCAGCCCCCCACCCCGUGCUGCAGUCAGCAUAUUCCAGCAAUGAAAUAGGCAGCCAAGGCUGCUGGGCGGCCUCAGAUGUUGCAUUAAACCUUGCGGAAAGCUUUUCUGAACUAUUUCCCUCUGGACCUUCUUUUAAUGAGGCAUUUUAGCAUUAAAUUCUGGUCUGUUGUUUAAUGAAAGAAAACAGUUAUGCUAGCCAAAAACCAGCAGUAUUUAUACUCGACAGCAGGUGCUGCGCUUAAGAUAGGAAAAAUCUGUUGCAUCUAAGAGUCUUGCAGGGAACGGGCUGAGCAGAGGGGGGGUUUAACUGGUCUGCUUCUGCCUCAGGAGCUGGUGUCAGUGAGUGUUCUGGGAGAGCGAUUCCCAGGGGAGGAACAAAACCGUCAGCAGAGAUAGUAAGUUGGCUGGAGGUGAGCAAGAGAAGCAAAACCGCUGCCGCCAGCCUCCGUUUUUUUCCUUUCCCCUCAGUUUAUUAUGCAAAGGUCUGGCUGUCUCAGGUCAGAGCCUGGAAGGUGAAUACCCCAAUUUGUGCAUGGUGGGUGGCUGAAGGGGAGAAAACAAAACAAAACAAAACAAAACGAAAUCUUUUUCUGCCACCAGUGGCAUGGGGGAAAAAUCUGUCCGAGCUGGGGGAAGCGGACCAGAGCAGCCAGAGCGUGAAGUGAUAAAUAUACACACCUGAAGCAAGUUCUCUGCCAGCUUGUUUCUCUUUGGCUUUCCUGAUUCUGUACUCGUUGCUUUUAGCUUUCUCCCUUUCUCUCCCUAAUGGUGGUCCCUGUAUCUUCAGAAGGAUCUCUUACUCUUCCAUUAUUCCGGCCUUUGCACAGCUGUUUCUUACCUUGUCUGAUCCCUCAUUGCUCUUUUCUGGAUGAAGACUUCAAAUCCCCUCUGCAGCUGGCUAGCGUGCCACUGGGAACGCGGCCCGAAACCCCAGCAGAGGCCAGGCAGCACAUUUUAAGCAAGAACUGGAGAUAGCUGUAAAGAUACCAACAAGCCUGAGAGGACCUGUGGAAGCUGGUAAUGGGCAGAAGGCAUUUCCCCCCCGGGGGGGGGGGGAAGGGAAUUUAAUGAACAAGCAAGCCCAGAAAGCAGAUUCUCGCCGUAUGGCAAAGCAUGUAAAUUUGUUGAUUUUUGUCCCUUGGUUGUGUGGCUGCCCCACCCCCCCCCCCCCCCCCCCUCUGUUGUACAGUAGUUUUCAGAACAGCAGGCAGGAGAAGCAACUGUAUUUUUAUAUUUAACAGCUCCGGUGGCUAUUUUGGGGUUGGGGACUCGAGCUAGAUGGACUGCUGGCUGGAGAGCUCUGGGCAGGCCGGGGACCAGAGGGAGCUGCCGGCUCCUUCGCCGUAGCACUGUGACCACGGGAUGGAAGCAGCGGAGAGCAGCCCGUGCCUGCGAGCCCACAGCCCCUCUCAGUGCCCCUGCCUCCCGGCUGUUAUUUAAUGCUCACAUGACUGUCACGAAUGCCUGGGAAAAGGGCUGCGUGUGAAAUAAUGUUUGAAAUCUAUUUUAAAAAAAAACAAAAACAAAAACCUGUAAAUGUUCUUUUUAUUAGAUAGUGGAGCUAAUUUAUCCUGUAUUCCCUACUGUAAUGCUUUUUUAUAUUGAAAGGAAUUUUUUUUUUUUUUUUUUUGGUAAUAUAAACCAGAACACAAGCCUGAAGCACUCUCUGCACGGUUUUUGUGUGCAUUUCUUAAAAAAAAUAAAAAAAAUAAAAGAAAGAUAUUGUGACAGUGAA
Tyto alba (common barn owl) is the source of this 4917-nucleotide messenger RNA. It is a transcript of the gene TSPAN18, whose product is annotated as tetraspanin 18. The transcript has 10 exons. NCBI's taxonomy places the organism in Eukaryota, Metazoa, Chordata, Aves, Strigiformes, Tytonidae. The record is from RefSeq and is a predicted model, not a curated record. The coding region runs from base 495 to 1244 and encodes 249 amino acids. Gene Ontology annotation, cellular component: membrane.